UUCACUGUGUUGUCACUGUCAAUAGUUGUUGUCUGUAGUAGCAUAUUAUUAACUAAAACUGUGAAGGCUUGUUUGUGAGUUUGUCUAAUUAACUAAACAUUUUGAAUUAGACCCAAGCAUAAUAAAUAUCUAGGAGUGAUUUUUCUGAAAGGAAUGAGCGGAUACAUCUUAGCCCUAGAAGAAACAAUGUUCUCCAGUGAAAAAUCUAACGCUAUGGUUGACGUUAGAGCUUGCAACAAACCAGUUGAACGAUUGUAAAUGUUAGUUUUUGCUGAGUUAUUAUUUUUCACAAAACGCUGCCAUGAAAAAUAAUCAGUUGGGGUUUCGAGGAGUGAGGAGCUCAAAGUUCCGUCAUGUGUAUGGUUCCGCAGCCAAGAGAGAACGCUGCUACGACAACAUCAAGAUUACCAAAAACGCACAUGACUCGCACUUCUGUGCUGUCAAUCCCAAGUUUGUGGCUGUCGUUACUGAAGUCGCCGGAGGGGGAGCUUUCCUCGUCCUUCCAAUAACUCAGACAGGACGGUUGGACCUGAAUGCAUCCAAGGUGACAGGCCACAAGGGCCCGGUGCUCGACAUCAAGUGGAAUCCGUUCAAUGACAACAUAAUUGCGUCAUGUAGUGACGAUUGUACGGUCAAGCUGUGGUACAUCCCUGACGGAGGACUUACGGCUAACCUCACAGAGUGGCUGAUAGACCUUCACGGUCACAAACGUAGGGUUGGCUAUGUAGAAUUUCACCCGACUGCGGAGAAUGUGCUAGUCAGCGCGGGCUUCGACCAUCUUUUGAUCCUGUGGGACGUAGGCAAGGGAGAAGCUAUGAACGUGAUAGAUUGCCACCCCGAUGUUAUCUACUCCAUGUCGUUCAACAGGGACGGAUCAAGGCUUGCCACAACCUGCAAGGACAAGAAGCUAAGAAUCAUCGACCCGAGGACUGGCUUUAUCAUAAGCGAAGGUACGUGCCAUGCUGGUACCAGGUCUAGCAAAGUAGCCUAUCUAGGAGGCACAGGACGAGUGGUGACUACAGGCUUCUCUCGACACUCUGACAGGCAAGUCUCCGUCUGGAAUGAUGAAAACCUCCAUCUUCUUCAUGAGGAAACCAUCGACUCAUCGUCCGGUGUUAUCUUUCCUUACUACGACCCAGACACCAACAUUCUGUUUCUGGCCGGCAAGGGCGAUGGUAACAUCAGGUACUAUGAGAUCGUGGAUCAGGCGCCUUACAUCCACUUCCUGAGUCAGUACAUCUCAGGCUCCCCACAGAGAGGAUUAGGAUUCAUGCCGAAGAGAGGGUGUGACGUGAGCCAAUGUGAGAUCUUCAGAUUCUACAAGCUUCAUGCCACAAGAGGAAUGUGUGAGCCUGUUUCCAUGAUCGUGCCGAGAAAGAGUGACCAAUUUCAAGAGGACCUGUACCCGGACACGACAGCUGCAGUGGCGGCACUUACUGCUGCUGAUUGGCGUAAUGGCAUGAACCGCGCACCUGUACUCAUGUCCAUGAAAACAGGAGUUGCAGUUUGCACUCACAAGCCUCAAGUGUUUAAAGGUACUGAGUUGUCUAGGUCGGCAACAGCAGACAACAAUUACCGUAUGAAGUACGCCUUCCUCUCUAACCAGACGACACCGGACUACCGACCAAUUGAACUGCUACCUGAAAGUGAGAAACUGCAGAAAACCUCGACCAAUCAAAGUACUAAGUUUCAGCAGAUUCAGACCAUGUUCACCAACUUUAGCAACCAGAGUGAUAUCAUGAACGAAGACUUCAUGAACUUAAAGAUUAUCGAACAAAGCGACUACGAAGACAUUCCGAAGACUGAGUAUGCGUUACAACGAGCCUACUUGCGGCAGAGGGAAGAGUUGAGGUUCCUGAGAAAGCAGCUCGCUUCUCGAGAUCGUCAAAUCAAGGAUUUGGAGCAAGCAGUGGCCAAAUUGCAGCAUCACCAUCGCAAGCACAAAUAAGCUUCUCGAGACAUACAAGAUAGUGAAAAGCACUUUAUAAUGUGAUUGCUUUAAGAUUUUUGCUUUCAGAUUGUUUCUAAGCGUAACGUGUCUCAUUGUGCUCGGGAAGGGCGAGGGAACUCUUGAAAAUUACUUAAUAGUUCUAAAUUAGAUCAAAUAUUUAACGAGUAUUUCCUACAAAACAUGAUUGUGGACCUUAGUGUCAUGUUUAACGAAAUUGUGAUUUUUUUUGGAUUGCAUGAAAAUAUUUUAGUUCAAAAACAUGCAACUAACACAUCUUCUUAUGCGUAUUUAAUUUAAACACCUUUAAAAAUUAAAGGUUUCCACUUUUGGUUGCUUGCAUAUAAUAAACCAGUAUCUUCUAUCAUCUUUGAAGUCAAUUUUUAUUUCAAUAAAAAAUUAAAUCCUCCCGAAUAUCACCAACAAUUAUUUUGACUUAAAUUUCAAUUGCAUAAAGCUUAAUUUUGAUCAGUUCUACCUAGCUGUCCCAAAAUUUUGAAUUAAUAUUUUAAUUUUUUUUUUAUCCUCAUUAAUCUCUAAAGUUUUGUGGAACAGUCAUUUUACCUACUGUAUUUACACUCAAAAUUAAUGAUUUUUCAAAUUUGUUUGUGAAAUUAUUUUCAAUUUUAUUCUAAAAUGGAAUUAAUGAGACUUUAAUAGAAAAUAUUCAUUUAGUCCAAGCAAGUAAGCUAAAUUUCCUCAACUUGUUCCCUUAAUCACAAUGCUUUACAAUGCUGCUUUAUUAAAGCCAAGUUCUUUCAACAAAGCAAAUUGCUUUCAAUGUUUAGGAAUAUAAACUGCUUUUCACUUUAUAGCCAAGAGAACAUUCGUGUUAGUUUAAUUUACAUUCAACCUAUUAUUUAGGUUACUCAACCUUUGUUAAUUUGUGCAUUCCUUGUUGGCAUUUAUUUUAAAGUGUCUGUAUUAGUGAUAAUGCCUGUAUUUAUUUGUGUUUGUACUAAAGAAGUAAUUAGUACCACAAGUCUUAAGUAAUUUGAGUUACAAUUUGUUAUUCUUGUUUUGUGUUUAGAAUUAUCGAGUAGUAUAGCUGUGAACAAAUGAACUACAUCGACGUAUCUCUAUUUUCAUAAAAAAAGCUUUAAGUUAUUUUUAAAGGGAGUUAGAUAGUUUAUUUGUUAUUUGGUGUAUUUUAACUGUUAAACAGUAUGCGGGGAUUUACAUCCUCAGAACUGAUAGUAUUUUAAGUUCUUUUAGUAAAGGUACAACUUAUGAUUUUUAGCUUAAUGUAGGAAUAUGGAGUCCAAUAUUUUGAAUAUGCAGACCUUAAAGUGUGUGUUUUAAUGUUGAUAAGAUAGAAGAUACAACGAUCUAGUUUUACUACAGGUUUUAAAGUAAUUGGUAUGUAAUUUGAUGUUUUUAAGUGAUUGGACAUUGUAUUUUUAGCAUGCAGAAGUUUUAAGAGUUUUAAUCAAACCUUGCGAGAUUCAUGUCAGGGAAUACAUUCUGAUAGCCUAUAAUACAAAGUGAAUGAUAAUAAAUUGUUGGAUUGAAGUAUGGAAUUGGUAUUGACAAUAUUUUCAUUAUAGUUUAGGGUUUUCUAACAAGUCACAUAAUAUCUGCACAAAUUUGUAACGGAGCAAUUGUAACAAAAGCACUUCUUACAUAAUACUUUCCAUGAAACAUUCUUAUUACCUUCAGUUAGGUAGGUGUUUUAAGUUACUUGCUAUCUGUUAAAAUUACUGUCAUUGAUAAGUUACCUGUUUAGUAAUUGUUUAGGUGUAUUUUCUGUUCUCGAUAUUUUAAUUGUUUGCGUUGUAAACUCUUCAACUGUACUGCAGGCUCUAAAUUUUAAUAGUUUGUAAGUAUUUGAGGUUUUCCCAACCGAAAAAUUUGUCAAAGUACACAAAACAUAAUUAAUUUUUAACUCGUGUGUCUGGAUGAAAAAUAAGAACAAAUUAGCAUCCAAUUUUAUGUUAACAUGGUCAAUUAAUUUAGAUUACUAAUUUAACACGUUAACACGUUAUUGUUAACGUCAAAUUGUGUAAACGGUUUCAAAAUUCCUUAGUUUUACUUUGAUACUGGAGUUUGUUUCUGACAAUCAAAAACUAAGUUAAAAGGACUAUCGAACAAAUAAAUGUAGAUGUGUUAUAUGACCUGCAGUACUAGUUACAUCUACUGCCAUUUACCAUUAAUGUUAAGUAUUAUUCCAUCUUGACUGAUUUACCCUCAGUGAUAGAACACCAAAUGCUAAUUUGUAAGCUUUCCGCACCUUUUAAUUCUCACUUUAUAACUUUGGUUUUUGUACGUUUCAAUAAAUGUUUCUGUGAGUUCAAA
Molecule: messenger RNA, 4243 nt
Organism: Macrosteles quadrilineatus (aster leafhopper)
Lineage: Eukaryota; Metazoa; Arthropoda; Insecta; Hemiptera; Cicadellidae
Product: coronin-2B-like
Exons: 13
Coding region: 302-1948 (548 amino acids)
Biological process (GO): actin filament organization
Molecular function (GO): actin filament binding
Source: RefSeq, a predicted model, not a curated record